Agrilus planipennis (emerald ash borer) is the source of this 1776-nucleotide messenger RNA. Its product is annotated as RNA-binding protein Musashi homolog Rbp6-like. The record is from RefSeq and is a predicted model, not a curated record. Gene Ontology annotation, molecular function: RNA binding. NCBI's taxonomy places the organism in Eukaryota, Metazoa, Arthropoda, Insecta, Coleoptera, Buprestidae. Gene Ontology annotation, cellular component: cytoplasm. The transcript is spliced from 6 exons. The annotation marks the transcript as partial.
ACAUCCACAAGAAGACGUGCAUUAGCAAGAGCGGCUUUACGACACCUUCGAGAAAUAGUAGCUCGCGCGGCGCUCAAGAUAGAAGACGCUAUGCUAAUGUUCGACAAACAAACGAAUCGGCAUCGAGGUUUUGGAUUUGUCACAUUUCAAAGUGAAGACGUAGUAGACAAAGUUUGUGAAAUUCACUUUCAUGAAAUAAACAACAAAAUGGUGGAAUGCAAAAAGGCCCAGCCGAAAGAAGUGAUGCUUCCCGCCAACUUGGCCAAGACAAGAGCCGCAGGCCGCGGCGCAUACGAUUUCAUGUGGUCUCUUGGAGCACUUCCUGACGGUUUUCCGGCAGCCGCAUAUGCGGCAUACGCCGCGGGUAGAGGUUAUUCGGGCUAUCCUAGUUUCGGACUGCCGUACCCAGCAGGUAAUGCCUUGGCCAACUUGCACCACCACCCCUUGCCGCUGCUCCCCUAUCCCCAUCUCGAGCAUCUCGGUGCCGUGUACGGUGGUGGAGCAGCGGCCAGUCUGCAUGCCAUGCCCCUGUGAAUCCUUGCCGCUCGGUUUGGUGCAGGGUAAUUUUAAUAAUGGGGUUCUUAAUCAAAAUGAGACCUAAUAAUAACACACUUUAAUUUCAAUCACCACGUUUCCUCACAAAUAAUAAAACGCAGCUACUUAUUUACUUCGAUAUCACUUUUUCACUCAAGUCACUUAAUGACGAUACCAAAAAAUGUUUAUGAGAAUUACAAAUUGACGUAACUCCCAUUUAAGUAUAAAAAUUGGGGUAGCACAGAAAAAGAUGACUAUUUUUUAAAUCUAUUAGUUUAUUAUAAUUAAAGAACGCUAUCAAAAUAUUAGACACUUUUUGGGGGUGCUUUUGUUUUUAUAUUAAAAUAGAUGUUUAUACGUAGCCUCUCAAUAUCUCAUUACAAUAUGGAUUACAAGUGAAAAAUCCCUCUUAAUUUAGAUAUUUGAAGAUUAUUCAAAAACAUCAAAAGUGUUGAUAAAAAUUUUAAAUUCUUGAACGACUUUCAAGAAUUCAUAUUUCUACCUAAAAAUUCAAUGGGGUUGAAUUUAAUUUUGUUGAAUGUCUAAUCAUUUAUAGUGACGAAAGAAGAGAAAAAUUACUAAUUACUACUUCUAAAAUGUGCUUAAUUGUACUAUUUUUUUGGAAGCGUUCAAUAGUCGCAAUAAACUAGGAAAUAGAUAAAAAAAAUUGUCAUAUUUUGCGCCACCCUUUGUCAAUGUGCGUUAAAAGAACGUAUACAACAGGUGAAGUCUAUCUUAUAUUUCUAGUGAUGCGGUUUUGAUAUAAUACUUCGUGACUGUAUAUACAUCAGUCAGCACACUAACUGCAUUUAAAUGUACAUUUAUAUUACGUUAAUUUAGUCAAUUUAAUACAAUUAUUAUAAUUGGGCUGUGAAAAUAAACUUUGAAGUUAAAAGAAAAAGAAAACAUCGAAGAAAUUUUUAAUGCGACGCGGUGGUCGCACAAAAUUUUAACAAUGUAAAUUAAAUAAUGCAAUAAAUCGCACGUAUUGUUAUUAAUUCUGUAUUUUUACAUUCCUGUACCGUUCCGUUAAACAAAAUUUCUUUUAGCAGAAUUAACAAAAACGAAACUGCUGAAUUACCAUUACAAAAUUAAGGACGAUUUAAAAACCGAAAUGUUUACUAUAAAAACUUAAAACUAAUAGUAAUUUUAGUAAGGGUUAUGUCUAAUAGUCAGUAUAUAAUGUAAAAGGUACCCCAAUAAAUGUGUAUGUAGGCAGGUUUUAGUAAGUGUUGAUAUCAU